This is a messenger RNA of Diospyros lotus (date-plum), 1469 nucleotides long. RefSeq lists its product as uncharacterized. NCBI's taxonomy places the organism in Eukaryota, Viridiplantae, Streptophyta, Magnoliopsida, Ericales, Ebenaceae. Gene Ontology annotation, molecular function: protein-folding chaperone binding. The record is from RefSeq and is a predicted model, not a curated record. Gene Ontology annotation, cellular component: cytosol.
CCGGUUCAAAGCUAUCCCAUGGUUGAGCUCGGGAAACUUCUACAAUCUUCGUUUCUUUCUUCAAGCUGCAGGCACAUCCCUGAGCCUGAACAAUCACCUCCAUCGCCACUGCCACUGCCACCUGUAUGUAUAUAAACAAAUUACAGCAGCAGUAGGAGGAGGAGACAAGAACAAUUUAAGAAGAAGAAGAAGAAGAAGAGAUGGGUGUGGAUUACUACAAGAUAUUACAGGUGGAUAAGAAUGCAAAAGAUGAAGAUUUGAAGAAAGCUUACAGAAAGCUGGCUAUGGAGUGGCACCCUGAUAAGAAUCCCACUAAGAAGAAAGAAGCCGAGGCCAAAUUCAAGCAGAUCUCUGAAGCUUAUGAGGUUUUGAGUGAUUCAAAAAAGAGAGCUAUAUAUGAUCAGUAUGGUGAAGAAGGGCUUAAAGGGCAAGUGCCACCACCAGGUGCUGCAGGGGGACCUGGUGGGGCAUCAUUCUUCCAAACGGGAGGUGGUCCAAAUGUGUUUAGAUUCAAUCCAAGAAAUGCGAAUGACAUUUUUGCUGAGUUUUUUGGGCAUUCGAGUCCAUUUGGAGGGAUGGGAGGUGGCAGUGGCAUGAGGGGAAGUUCAAGGUUUGGCGGUGGAAUUUUUGGAGAUGACGUUUUUAGCUCGUUUGGGGAGGGCAGGCCUACGAGUGCAGCCCAUCGGAAGGCACCUCCCAUUGAAAAUACACUGCCUUGUAGCCUUGAAGAGCUUUACAAGGGUACGUCAAAGAAGAUGAAGAUCUCGAGGGAACUUGUAGAUGCCAGUGGGAAGACAUUACCCGUGGAGGAAACCAUCGACAUCAAGCCUGGCUGGAAAAAGGGUACAAAAAUUACCUUCCCGGAGAAAGGAAACGAAAACAAAAAUGUAGUCCCAGCUGACCUCGUCUUCAGAAUUGACGAGAAACCUCACAACGUAUUCACAAGGGACGGCAAUGACCUUGUCUUCACGCAGAAAAUAUCGCUUGCUGAAGCGCUGACUGGCUACAUAGUUCAUCUGACAACACUGGAUGGCAGAAUUACCAUUCCCAUCAGCAAUGUGAUUCAUCCGAGUUAUGAGGAGGUUGUUCCAGGAGAAGGGAUGCCAUUGCCAAAAGACCCUUCAAAGAAAGGGAAUCUCCGGAUCAAGUUUAACAUUAAGUUUCCGGCAAGGUUGACGGCGGAGCAGAAGUCCGGGAUCAAGAAACUGCUGGCGCCAUGAGGAAGAUGCAUGGCUGAGACGGAGAGUGUGCCUUGUUCGUACAUUUCUUUCCUUGGACCACGAUGAAUGGUUGUCAAUUUCUUGUAUUGUGCAGCGAGAUAAUUAAUUAAUGUUGUAAAACAAUCAAUAAUUAUUAUAAUAUGACAGUUUUGCUCAGCCUAGCUAAGCUAGAAGAAAGGAGGAUGAACAUUUACUUCUAAAACUCGAGGAAUUAUGUUUGGCUUAUGGUAUCUGUGUUUUUAUUUUUAU